GGUGCUACCGAAGGAAUUUUUUAAUUUUACUUCGACCCAGACCAACACGGCUACCUACCUGUAACUAGUUUUCACUAACAGUUUCAUAUAUAGAGAGAAUGAAUAUACAGUGGGACCUCGACUUACAAACUACUCAACAACCGAAUUUUUCGACUUACGAGCAAAAAAAGUGGCCACACGCUAAUGAAUUUCUCGACAUCCGAACGAAAACCACGGUGGUUUAGAUGCGGGUUUUUUCGACUUACAAAUUUUUAGAUGGGGUUUUUUAAACUUACAAAUUUUUCCGAUCCCCCCCCCCGAAAACUGCUUCUCCAAUGGCGUUUUCGACGUACUCAUUUUUCGACCUACGGAUGUGCAUUCGGAAUGGAUUAAAUUCGUAAGUCGAGGUCCCACUGUAUCUGUGUUUGGAUUCUGCAUUAGUACAGUGGCACCUGUACUGGUACCACUUUGGAUUACAACUGUUUUGGUUUACAACCACAUCAAACCCAGAAGUGUGUGCCCCUCUUUUUUGGAUUGCAACCCAUUUGGGGGGGGGCAUUGGCGAAAGCACUCCUUGGGUUACAACCUGUGUUGGUUUACAACCGGACCUCCGGAACGGAUUAUGGUUGUAGACCAAUAUACCACUGUAUUUGUGAUUAGAAUUUCAACUGGAGUUUAUGGGCCUAGAGGCAUAUGCAGUAACUUUUGGGUUCAUUAGAAAAUGUGUAGGCAAGUCCAGAUGUUGUCCAGCUUUACUAUCUGUGUAAAUGUCUCCCACCCUAAAUAAAUCCAUUUUUCUCCAUUGUUCUCAUGAGAGAGCUGCUCCCUGCAUUGACGUGCAUCGUGGCAACAGCUGAGAGAGUCCUAGAAGUGGCCCAGUUUACGCCUCCUCCUCCGUCCUUUCCACUGGCAACGCAAUGGCCUCUGAGACACCCUCUGAACAGUCUCUUCUUAAAGAUGGAGUGGAAAGAGGAGCCAGGCACCUUCCUCAGGCCCUCUUGACCUUUGAGGAGGUGGCUGUGUUUUUCACAGAGGAGGAGUGGGCUCUGCUGGAUCCAGGCCAAAGAGCUCUGCACAAGGAAGUCAUGGAGGAGAAUUAUGAGAUGGUGGCCUCUCUAGGUGAUUGGCAGAGGAGUGAGAAUUAUGGUGAGCUAUCCGUGGUGUCAUUAGAAAAUGUGGAGAGUGAAACAGCGAAAGAGAUAUUUGUAAAUCAACCAUCGCCCCCGAAGCAUGUAGGAAACACGUUGAAAAAUGGGGAAAGGACACCUUCCACUACUCAGGACAUUGGUGUUCAUGUACCCCUGAAUUCACAGGAGGAAUGCACAGGAAGCAGCAAUGGGGAGUGCGGACAGAGGUUCAGUCAUACUGGAAGGCUUAGUUUACAUCAGAGAACCCAAACAGGGGGGAAAGCGUUUCAAUGCAUGGAGUGUGGAAAGAGCUUAAGUAGUGCUGGUAACCUUGUCAAGCAUAAAAAAAUCCACGCGGGGGAGAGACCCUUUAAAUGCAUUGAGUGUGGAAAGAGCUUCAGCCAGAGUGGAAACCUUAUGGCACAUCAAAGAAUCCACACUGGGGAGAAACCAUUUAAAUGCAUGGAGUGCGGAAAGUGUUUCAGUCUCAACCACCAUCUUACUUUACAUCAAAGAACCCACACUGGGGAGAAACCUUACAAAUGUAUGGAGUGUGGAAAGAGCUAUUGGCAGAGUGGACACCUUGCUGCACAUGAAAGAAUGCAUACGUGGGCAGAACAGUUUAAAUGCAUGGAGUGCGGCAAGAGUUUUCUCAGAAAAUUUGACCUUACUGUGCAUCAGAGAACCCACACAGGAGUGAAACCUUACAAAUGUAUGGAGUGUGGAAAUAGCUUUUGCCAGAGCGGACACCUUGCUGCACAUGAAAGAAUGCACACGUGGGCGCAACAGUUUAAAUGCAUGGAGUGCAGCAAGAGUUUUCUCAGAAAAUUUGACCUUACUGUGCAUCAGAGAACCCACACUGGGGAGAAACCUUACAAAUGUAUGGAGUGUGGAAAGAGCUUUUGCCAGAGAGGACACCUUGCUGCACAUCGAAGAAUCCACACAGGGGAGAAACCCUUUAAAUGUUUGGAGUGUGGGAAGAACUUUCACAGGAACUGUGACCUGACUGCACAUCAGAGAACCCACACAGGAGUGAAACCGUACAAAUGUAUGGAGUGUGGAAAGAGCUUUAGCCAGAGUGGAAACCUUACUGCACAUCGAAGAACCCACACAGAAAAACCUACCUUUUAAAUGUUUGGAGUGUGGAAAUAGCUUUAGUUGCAAUUACCACCUUACUUUACACAAAAGAACCCACAGCAAGGAGAAACCAUAUCAAUGUACAGCGUGUGGAGAAAGCUUUAGUGGGAGUGAUGGCCUGACUCUGCAUCUGGGAACCCACGCUGUGGAUAAACCCUCCAAGGGAUUGUGAAAAAAGCUGUAGUGGGAGCAGUAAACUUACUUCAUACAAGAGAAUUCUUUGCUGUGUGUGUGUGUGUGUGUGUGUGUUCCCGUGUUCCCCUUAAAUUGGGGGUUAAAUUGGAUGCUGUGGCCUGUGGUUGCAGCUUCAGGUUUGAAUCCAAAGGAAGUCAAAACUGAGUAGGAGAGGCAGACCAUUUUGACGCUCACGACCCAGCCAAGGCAUGUGGCCCCAAUCCACAGGUUUCGCCGCCUCCUUCAUCAAAUCCUUUCGGUCUGGUGACCUGACCUGAUUUGAAUGAUUUGCCUAAAAUCUUUUGUGUGUUGAUGCUCCAAAAAUAUGGGGCUCAUUUUAGAGCAAGUCUCUUAGCCUGAGAUCCUUUGCAAGAAGCUAAGUUCCCCUGUCAGAGUGAAAAAUAAAAAGGAAGGCAACCAAAAUCCAAGGCAAAGUGGACUAUUAAACCUUUGAUUGUUUAUUUGUCGUGACAAAUAUUCAGCCUCUGCAAAAGCAAAGAAAGGAGAACCUUGUGACAAAGGGUGUUCCACCUUUUAACGGUUUACAGUUCCCGCGAAAUAGCAAGAAAUCCCACCGCACAAACAUCAGUGAUACGUAGCUAAACGUCAAAGAUGCACCACGGAAUUAGGAGGGGUUGCAAUAUGUCAAUCAGAACAUUUGGGAAUUGCGGGUCUUGCACCUUUCCAGGCAGAAUUUACAUGAAGCGUUGUUAUUGCAAGCUACUUUGGGAUGGCAACAAGAGCAGCACAUGUUCUAUUCACCAGACAGAUCACAUGCAGAUAUUUGCCAUUACAUCUCAUCCAUUGCCUCCAUCCAGAUCCAUUCAGUGGGAGAAAUCUUGUCCCUGGCUUCUUCCCCCUACAUGACUCUGUGCUUUGGGGAUUAUGAUGGGAGAGUGACUUCCCAUAAUGCAAGAGAGUGCGUGUGAUUCUAGAAGUCUGUUACAAAGAAUAAAUCAUUUACGGAGCAUUUAACACAGUGUGUCAUUCAUCUAUACACAAUUUCCCUAGUAAAACAAGCUUAAUUAUUUGUUACCGCUUUAUAUUGCAAGUAUUGUCCCUAACAAAAUGAAUUUCAACAGGGGCAGAUCAUGUAAGGUUUUGUGCAAAUAUAGGAUGGGGGACACCUGGCUUCCUGGCAGUACAUGUGAAAAGGGCCUAGGGGUCUU
Messenger RNA from Zootoca vivipara (common lizard), 3586 nucleotides. The record is from RefSeq and is a predicted model, not a curated record. Lineage: Eukaryota; Metazoa; Chordata; Lepidosauria; Squamata; Lacertidae.